Molecule: messenger RNA, 1146 nt
Organism: Pseudomassariella vexata
Lineage: Eukaryota; Fungi; Ascomycota; Sordariomycetes; Amphisphaeriales; Pseudomassariaceae
Exons: 2
Coding region: 204-1088 (294 amino acids)
Molecular function (GO): metal ion binding
Source: RefSeq, a predicted model, not a curated record
GGACGGACCCUUGAUUUUCAUCUUUGUUGUUCGGCAUCUCGCGACAGAACAUCCGACGAGCGCCUCCGUGGAGCGAAAACACAAAAGCACCACCACCACUACGCAGACUUCCUAGCUUUCGAGACGACAAUCGCAACAGCUUACAUACCCUUUUUGUGGUCGCAUCGCACACGAGAGAAGAAGGGCGUCGAAAAGGAGGGAGGAUGGCGACCGAUUUUAUAAUGCCCCGGCUGCCGGAAUCGCAGCAACCACACGCAUUCUACUUCAACAAGUCGCAAUUGCCGGGGUUCCAGUCGCAAUCGCAAUCACAGCUGUCGAUGCACAACUACCAACACGACCCGCCGCACAGCAGCAGUGGCAGUGGCGGCAGUGGCAGCCGACAAAUUUCCCCCCUCAGUACUUCACAUUCCAACAACGCGUCGCCUACCUCGCCCAAGUCAUACCAUGGUCGCCAGCUGCGGCCGCUCUACAUGCCUGCAGUCUUGCGCCCGACCGAGCACUCGUCCAAGAAGAACCCGAGAAAGAAGGCGGAGGGCCAGUACGACGAUGAGCACAUGAGGAGUAACGGCAGCUUCAUCAGUAUCAGUGGGCUGGGUGCGUUGGGCCGCCUGAGUCGACGCUCGACCGGCGACAGCGGCAAGUGUAUGGACAGUGAAUGGAAUCUCGACCUGUUCCCGAAACCCACCGCACAACCUACACGAGUACACUGGAAGCCAGAUAACGAGUCCACCAUCUGCGACGAGCCCUCCUGCAUGCGCAGCUUCAGCUACUGGAAUCGACGGCAUCACUGCCGUAAGUGCGGCAAUAUCUUCUGCGACGCGCACUCGUCCUUCGAUAUCCCGCUCGACCAAGACGCCCAGUACAACCCCAAGGGCGCCAUCAGCAGAGCUUGCGGCCAUUGCCACUCGGAGUUUAGGGUAUGGCGGAGCCGCACCAACAGCCAGGCAUCCAGCGACGGGUCAUCGGUAAUCCGAGAUUUGCAAUCAAUGCCUUCUACCCCGAUUGCCUCGACGCCCGGCAAAAUCCAACCUCAUCCGGCCGAGAUCGCCGCCAGCGUACCUCGAGACUGGAACUGGAGCACAUUCUGAGAGUGACUUGGCUAUCCAUACGUUAAAACCACAAGAGGUAACAACCACGGGAGGCAAC